UAAUCACUACCACUUGUGAAGGAACUUUCACCCUUUCCUCACUAAUCACUACUCUCAUUAUUAUUAUUCUCAAAUGGGACAAGAAUCAGAUUACAAAAGCCAACUGGUAUUGGAGAUUUGCUCAAUUUCCACACGUUCUGUUGUAUGUGUUCAUAGACUUGUCCCUAACAAAACUAAUAAUCCACCUUUCAUUGAUUGGUACUGCAUUCUUGGAGUGGCAGGAAAUGCAGAUGUAAAUACAAUCCGAAAGCAGUACCAUAAACUUGCCUUGCAACUUCAUCCAGAUAAGAAUAAGCAUCCCAAGGCUGAAAUUGCAUUCAAGCUUCUAUCUGAGGCAUAUGCAUGUUUAUCUGAUGCAGCAAAAAGAAAAGCUUUUAACUUGGAGCGAAGCAAGAGUUUAUGCAUUGAGUGCAACAGAAUCCCUAGCAAUUCAAACAAUAAUAAUGGAUCUUCUUCAAGUUUCAAAUCAUCAAGGAGUAGUAGCAUCAGCAGUAGUUCAAGAUCAUGUAAGCUUUGGCGAAACAUCAAUGACAUAAGAGAAAGAUUAAGGGAAGAAGCUAAGGUGAUAGAGAAAUGUUUGAGGGUAAAUAAUUCAGUGCCAACAAAGAAUUAUGAUGAUGAUUAUAUGCAUAGAAGUAGAGGGCCUAACAACAAUAAUAAUAAGCAUAGAGUUGAGAAAGAAACACCAGUUUUCAAUCCAUCAAAUUACUUGUACCAAGGGUACCCUCAUAGGAGAAAUCAUGUUAACAAGGAUUAUUCUGAGAAAUUUUGGUACUUGCAGCAAGAAACUAAUGCAGUGCAUAGUAAUAACUAUUCCAAGGGAGGAUCAGAUAAGCUUUCUUCACCAGUUUUUGAGGUUGAAACACAGAGGAGCAUGUUCAGUAGAAAAUUUGGUCCUAUCCCCUCACAAUGUUAGAUUUUUUUUCUUUUAUCUAUUUAGUUAUAUAAAGUAAUGUGGUUUGACAUGUUCUGGAUUUUUUUAAAGGACUAAUUGAACAUCAUUAUUUUAUCUCAUGUGAAGUUUAGUCUACUCAUUUUAUU
This is a messenger RNA of Arachis stenosperma, 1041 nucleotides long. RefSeq lists its product as uncharacterized. The record is from RefSeq and is a predicted model, not a curated record. The coding region runs from base 74 to 916 and encodes 280 amino acids. Lineage: Eukaryota; Viridiplantae; Streptophyta; Magnoliopsida; Fabales; Fabaceae. The transcript has 4 exons.